GAAUAUCCGCUCGAGGCAAUUUUGCCGCGUCUUACCAUAUCUGACAUUAAUUUUUUCGACUCUACCGGACUUUUCCAUUUGGGAAAACAAUUUAAUACCAACGGCAAUUCUACGCGACUCGUUGGGUGGUGCGAGGCUAAUCAAGCCGUCAUUUCAGAGAUGGAGAGUAGCCCAAACGAACAAGCAAAAAAAGAGACAUCUAUUGCCAAAUCACGCACCAGUCGCGCGUGUGAAAUAUGCCGAGCGCGCAAAGUGAAGUGCAAUGGGGUACAACCAUGUUCUAACUGCUGGCAACACGGGCUUGAUUGUGUAUUCCGGACAGGGGCCCCCAGGACGUCCCGUCGAAAGCGGCCUGUACCCUUCCCUUGUUUGCCAGCCUUUCGGGUCAAGCCUCCCAACCAGCAACCAUCUCCUGUCAAAACUACCCAUGUUCGAUAUGACCCCACUCAACUGAAGAGACAAACAGAGUUGCGUGCAGGAAUUGGUGUUUCAAACAAUAAAACCGGCUCGUUCCAGUUCCAUGGGCCCUCAUCUCAUUUCAAUUUCAUUCAACGUGUUUAUCAACGAAUACAUCAAACAGCCAAUGGAACCUUUGAUCAGCAGAAAAAAGCUAUACCGGGUGGCCUGCAGAAAUGGGGCCUGGAGCCUUUUAUUUUCUCCGCCGGGUCCAACGCAGUCAAGCCAACCCGCCAGUAUCAAGGAAUUGUUCUUACUAAGGCCCAAGGCGAUAUAUUCUUGAAAUCGUAUUUUAGGAUUAUUCAUCCCCAGGUGCCAAUUAUGUCCCGGUCUGACAUUUGUUCAACCUGGGAGGAAUGCUGCGGUCCUCCAACUUCAAGUUUGGAGACGGAUUGUUGGUCCCAAAAGAUUCUAUAUAUGGCGCUUUCUUUAGGUGCCAGGGUUUCGCAGCCAACAAGCGAAUUGACAGCAGAUGGAUUAGAAAAAUGGGCUGACUAUUUCUCGUCUCAAACCAACGACCUUGCUCUGGUCUUUCAAGAACCCAGUUUCAAAGUUCUUCAAUUUUUGUUACUGAAGGCGAUGGAUUCAUUGCAAGCAAUGCGCCCCAACGAAGUAUAUCUAUUUCUCGGACACGCUGCGCGGACUGCCCUUGCUCUAGGCAUCAACAAGAGCCAGGUGGCUAAUGGAAAUAGCCUCAACAUGCAUCGCCUGCGAGUCACUUUCUGGGCUGUGUAUGCAAAUGAGAGAAUGAGUGCUCUAUUCACAGGGCGCCCAUCGGGCCUGGUCGACGAUCAUAUUGACGUCGCCUAUCCAGAGGAUCUACCCGCAUUGGAAAACUUACGGUCGUUUCGAGAUAUAGAGAGUGAUCGACCCACAAAGGAAUGUGCUAUGAUUCGUUCGAUGGCGGAAAUAGGCCGCUUGGCAGAAGUAAUUGCCAAGAAGGUUUACUCUUCCCUCAGUAUGAAGACUUUGGAGAACCUAGCAAACAUUCAAAAUGUCGUUCGGGAAUGCGAUACUUCACUUGACCUCAUGACGCAGUCUUUACCUCCCUACUUGCAUUUCUUUGAUGGAACAAGUCACAUUGGUCAAGAUUGGCAAGAGGUUCAGCGCGCUCACCUUGGACUGAACUUCAAUCUCAUACGAAUGCUCGCACACCGUCCGGCUCUGGUAUAUACUUCGUUGUUCGUGUCAAAGACGGGCGUCAGAAGUGAGAUAUCCGAUGCCAUGUGUAUUGACAAAUCAGUUACAGCAUGCAUCAUAGCUGGCAAGGAGAUUGUGACAAUCUGCAAUGAUGUCAUUUUUAAUCGGUUGCCUGCCAUUCGGAACGAUGCCUCUGUGGCUGCAUUUCUUGUGGCUGCUUGCGUGACUCUGCUCUACGAGAUCAUCGGCCCUGGUGCAGAUCCUGUGCAUGCUAAGGAAAUUUUAGGUUUCGUGGAUCAAGGAGUUCAUUGUCUUGAUCAGAUGGAGCAUAUCGGACCAACAACGGGAAAGGCUCUCAGUGUUGACGUGAUGAAUUGUGUUAAAGAAGCUUUCCAAUGCUCCAGCGAAGAAAUCCCCCAGUUUGACAGUCUCGUUAGUGAGUUUCCGUGGCUCAGGUAUGUUUUGCCCUUAUUUCUAGUUGGUCUACUAUAA
This is a messenger RNA of Penicillium malachiteum, 2088 nucleotides long. Its product is annotated as Zn(II)2Cys6 transcription factor. Gene Ontology annotation, biological process: regulation of DNA-templated transcription; DNA-templated transcription. The transcript is spliced from 3 exons. The record is from RefSeq and is a predicted model, not a curated record. Gene Ontology annotation, molecular function: zinc ion binding; DNA-binding transcription factor activity, RNA polymerase II-specific; DNA binding. Lineage: Eukaryota; Fungi; Ascomycota; Eurotiomycetes; Eurotiales; Aspergillaceae. The annotation marks the transcript as partial.